Molecule: messenger RNA, 1746 nt
Organism: Andrographis paniculata
Lineage: Eukaryota; Viridiplantae; Streptophyta; Magnoliopsida; Lamiales; Acanthaceae
Exons: 7
Coding region: 252-1478 (408 amino acids)
Biological process (GO): endoplasmic reticulum tubular network organization
Cellular component (GO): endoplasmic reticulum tubular network
Source: RefSeq, a predicted model, not a curated record
AAAUAAUAUUACUAGUGUGGGAAUGGGCGUGCGGUGCACGUGGAACGUUCUCCUUGAGCUUUUUCAAGAAAGGCUACCGAUCUUUUGGAAUGAAGCAAACUCAUCGUUCGCGACAUCAAUUUCAGUGAUCUUCCCAUUUACCAGCGCUAAUCGGUCGGGUUAAGAUCAUUGGCCUUGCUUCGGUUAUCUGUUGGUAGCUCCUGCAUGGCUAGUAAACUUGGCUAGACAGACAUUUAACGAGGUACUAUCGGAUGUUAUUGAAGAAUAUGGCUGAAGAAUCUAAGAAUGAUGCUGCUGAAUCUGCCACGCCUACAGACAAUGAGAUUAAGACAAAAAAGAAGAAGAAAGGAAUUUUUUCAAGAUUAUGGAAUGCAAUAUUCAGAGUACAUGGGGAUGAUUUUGAGAAACGACUGGAACAUAUAUCUAAGGAAGAGGCUGCUGUUCUUGCCAGAAUUACAAAGCGCUCUCAUAGUUCCCGGAGAAUGACUAAGCACGUAAUUAUAUUCUCUCUUCUUUUUGAGGUAAUUGCCGUGGGUUAUGCUGUCUUGAGCACAAGAUCUUUAGAUUUAAAUUGGAAAACAAGAGCAUUGCGUGUCUUCCCGAUGUUUUUGCUACCAGUGUUAAGUUUUGUUUCUUAUACAGUUAUGAGAAGCUUCACAAGGAUGCGUGACAAGAAGGACCAUAAGACAUUGGAAAAACUUCGGGCUGAGAGACAAGCGAAAAUAGAUGAACUGAAAGAAAGGACAAAUUACUACAUUACUCAACAAUUAAUACAGAGGUACGACUCUGAUCCUGCCGCCAAGGCUGCUGCUGCCACUGUUCUCGCAUCCAAGCUAGGUGCAGACACUGGCCUUAAAGUAUACUUCGAAGAUGAGUCUGCCAUGAGCGCCCCUAUUGGAAAGAGUAAUGAUGCUGAAUUUGCCAGGACUGGUGGACUUCGCAAUAGAAAGUCGCCUCUGCCCCAGUCACGAGCAAGUGGCAUGGAAAUGGGAUCCAUGAAUCAUCUCGAUGGAGGAAUGCUACAUUCUGAGUUCGAGGGUGCUGACUUGUCCCAGCGGCAUCCGAGGGUUGUCGAGCAUCACACUCAAACAGGUUUGGGCUCCACUAAUGAAGGAUGGAUUGCUAGACUUGCUGCCUUGCUCGUGGGAGAGGACCCCACCCAGUCUUAUGCGCUUAUAUGUGGAAACUGUCACAUGCACAACGGGCUGGCGAAGAAAGAGGAUUUCCCUUACAUUACUUAUUACUGUCCUCAUUGCAAAGCCUUGAACCAGCCAAAGCAGUCUGCCGGUCAUGCUCCUGGUUCCGAUCCUCCUGGCAUGACUUUGUCGAGUGUGGCAGAUGCCGUGGCUGCAGAAGCAGAUAUUGGUGGGUCGACGGAGGAUAAGGCGCCGGAUCUGAGCGAUUCAACCACCACUGGUGAAAAGGUACCGAGCCCUGAUGGCUCUAAUGGAACUACGACUCCUGUGGCUGCCACUUGAGGAUAUUUAAAGGUUUGGGAAAUCGAUAUAUUUUGAUCCUGGCUUGGCAUAUGAUAGCGCGUGCAGUGUUUUCGUGUGAAUUGGUUUUGAGAUCUGAUACACCACACACACACUGUUUCCGUUCCGUAUAUUUGUGAUUACAAUAGUGACCUCAUUUUACAUACAUUUUACGUGUGACGAAAGGAUUGCAACAGUUGUCUUUGUUGAGAAGAUCAUACUGGUUGUCUUUCGAAGAAGAAAGAUGGGUUUUUUUUGGCGUUGGACGAGA